GAGCACAGCAGCCGAAUAGAAGUCAAUCCCGGCGAGCUCUUCCAUUUUCUACUGGUAUUCGGAACAGGAACCAGCCAGCAACCUGUGCGCUGUAUCAGCCAACCAGGAUAAGCAGUGUUUGAUUUGCGAGUCAAGAAAUACAGGUGGAAAUCCGAGUAAGCGAGCAACGAACGUCACAGGGGCCUUUGCUGACGUACCGCAAAAAUUAACAGUAGCAGCAGAGAUGAGCGUAAAAAGGAGGAUCAACUUAGCAGAAGAAGAUGGAUGUAAUCAGCGAUGUGGGGAAGCGUAUCAUGGACGAUUGUGUCCAUUUGGUUUCUUCGAAUCACAGACGCGGCAAGUGUUUUGGAGACUACAAGCUUGAUUGCAGCAGCUUCAGUGCUGGGCAUUGCUCCAGGGACAUGGAACUUCUCCACGGAUCCGUGUGUAGGGGGAUGGACAGGUGUAGGCUGCUGCAGGAACAACUCACGGGCUCUGUGCUGCGCAUUCCCGCAAAUCUAUCCAGCGACACCACCGCUGACACCGUGCGAGCGGACAGCAGACGCUCAAGUCUCGGCUUUGAUCCUCCGGUCUGAUCUCUUCGGCAACCAGCUCCUCAACGGAACACUUCCGGAAGCUCUGUGCAACCUUACGUCUCUGAGGAUUCUGGACCUGGGCUUCCAACGUCUGCGUGGACAAGUUCCAGGAUGCAUUGGCAGCAGAUUGAGCAGCCUGCAAAUCCUCCGUAUGGGUGAGAACAGAUUCAGUGGCAGCAUUCCCGAAGAGCUAGGCGAAUUGAGAAGUCUUCAGCAGCUUUUUUUGGAUACAACAAAUAUCUCGGGUCCCAUUCCUGCGUCUCUGGGAAGGCUGAGCAACCUCACCAGUCUCAACCUCUGGAACAAUGCGCUUGAAGGUGAUCUUCCCGAGGAGAUCGGCCAGCUGAGUAACUUAGUCGCGCUCUCGCUUCAGGGAAACAGGCUUACUGGACGUAUUCCUGACAGCUAUGGCAACCUUGCCAACUUGCGAACCUUGAGGCUUUUCAACAAUGAGCUCUCUGGAGGUAUCAGCUCGUCGGUCUUCCAAGGCAUGACUUCUCUCACGUAUGUGAGCUUGAGACACAACAGGUUCAGCGGUCCUAUCCCGGAUUUUGGCGUCGGGUUCAGCUUGAGCACGGUCGACUUGGGAUUCAAUGAAUUCUCGGGGCCACUGCCGGGUUCUCUUGGAGGUCUUUCUUCCUUGACAAGCUUGUUCAUCGAUCACAACAGGCUCAAUGGCAGUAUUCCGGACAGCUUUGGUUCUUUACCUGCGUUGGCUCAACUGGAUAUCUCACACAACAUGCUCACCGGGUCCUUACAGUCUCUAGGAGGGAACACUCAGCUCACACAGUUAGAUGUUUCCUUCAACUUUUUCAACAUCUCUAGCGCUCCAGCAUCCGUCCCGCAGCAGCCAAACCUCAACGCUUACUUCAACUGCGUCCCUUCCGGUUCUUCUGGCACUUGCUCCAGCUCGCCUCCCGGUGGAAGGCCUUUCUUCGCUGUCAAUGCCGGUGGCAAUGCUUUAAGCAGCACUACAGGCAGCAGGGUCCAGGUAGCAUUCGAUUCGGACGCAAAUUCAAACAAUCAGAGCGUGGGAUUUUUCUAUGGAUCAGGACCAGGUUUAUGGGCUUUAGAAGUUUCGGGCAGUGAAGGUGGUCCACUUGCGUUCGAAGGCUUCAUCAAUGUGACCGGUGCUGGGGGUACGGAGGAGGGGCUCUACCGAAGCAUGCGUUGGUCUUCCUCUUACAUCGCAUAUCACGGUUAUUCUCUAAGACCAGGGAACUAUACAGUGAUGCUCUACUUUGCCGAGCUUGUGUUCACGGAGCCGGGAUACAGGAUCUUCGACGUUGUCCUCCAAGGAAGAGUUGUGUGGGAGAACCUGGACAUUGCUAGAGAAGCUGGAGCUCGAGCAGCGUACGUGAUGAGUCGUAACAUCACCAUUAACAACAGUGGCAGCGUUUCGGUCGAGCUGGUUUACAAGGGUCGAGACAGAUUCUCAUUAAAUCUCGGUCCCUGGGCAGUGAGAAACCCCGGCCCGAUUGUCUCGGCAAUCUCAGUCGUUUCAGUCGACUACAGGGGCGAGGGAGGGAACUCGGCAUCUUUGAGCUCGGGCCAGAUAGCCGGAACAGCACUUGGAAGUGGAGCAGCCUUGCUCAUUCUCGUAGCGUUGCUAGUGUAUAUAUGCAAAGGCAAGCGUGCUGGGGUAGCAGCUUCGACUACAACGAAUGGUCCUACAAACCAGCAAGCCUCUCUCCUGGAUGCUGGGGGCAUUUUCACAUACCAAAAGCUCCAUGACGCUACAGGAGGCUUCAGUGAUAAGCUCGGAGAAGGAGGAUUUGGAGCUGUGUACAAGGGGACACUCCCAAACGGGACUGUUAUCGCUGUGAAACAGCUCGUCAAGCACUCUCAACAGGUUGAGGAGGAUUUCAAGCGAGAAAUUUCCAUCAUCAGCAAAGUCCGCCACCGGAACUUGCUGGCAGUGAUUGGCUACUCUCUUGAGUCGGACGUCCCGAUGCUCGUCUGCGAGUUUAUUCCCAAUGGGAGCUUGGAUAAGUGGCUAUUUCGUCUGCGUGAGAGUGCUUUGAGCUGGGAGGCUAGAAGAGCGAUCGCGAUCGGAGUUUCUUGUGGGCUUGCCUACUUGCAUGACGAGUCCAACCUGAGGAUCAUACACUGCGAUGUGAAGCCCGCCAACAUCCUUCUCGACGAGGAUUUCAAUCCCCGGCUCGCAGACUUUGGACUGGCAAGGCUGUACGACGAGAGGGAGUCUCAUGUCACAGCGACGAGAUUGAAAGGCACGGCAGGCUAUCUAGCACCAGAAUACGCCAUGCAACUCCAGCUCUCGGACAAAGUUGACGUAUACAGCUUUGGGGUGGUGUUGCUGGAGCUCUUGAGCGGGAGGCGCGCUGUGGAGCUCUCGGCUCCCUCGGAACAGAUCGUUCUUGUGGACUGGGCUCACAAGGAGGCCGAGAUCCCAGCGAACUUGCUGGACAUCGUGGACAGGAAGCUCCAGGGGGGCUUUGUGGAGCAGGAGGCCAGGGACAUGGCCAGCAUCGCCAUCCUUUGCACGCAACGCUCGCCGGCGCUGCGUCCAAAGAUGCAGGCAGUGUGGCUCAUGCUCACGGGCGCGGUCAAGGUUCCAGAGUUCUUGGAGAACUUGACGGCAGUCAUCCCUUCUUCUUCCGGAGGAUCGACGAGCCAGACCUUGAGUUCUGGGAACUUGUCGGAGACGUCAAUCGCGGCAUUUAGAUCUUUGCGAGUCUUUGGGAGGGUUGCGAGUCCGGAGAGCUUUUCUUCCUCGAAGGCCGUGACACAGUAGAGGCUACAAGCUAAGGGUUUAGCCCUCGAUAGAAGUCCAUGGAUCAAGCAGGAAGUGUUAUUUCUCACGCCAGUUUCCAUGAGAAGCGAUUGAUUGGAUGGUACAA
This is a messenger RNA of Selaginella moellendorffii, 3436 nucleotides long. RefSeq names its product probable LRR receptor-like serine/threonine-protein kinase At1g56130. The record is from RefSeq and is a predicted model, not a curated record. The transcript is spliced from 3 exons. Gene Ontology annotation, biological process: protein phosphorylation. Gene Ontology annotation, molecular function: protein kinase activity; ATP binding; protein binding. The coding region runs from base 277 to 3330 and encodes 1017 amino acids. NCBI's taxonomy places the organism in Eukaryota, Viridiplantae, Streptophyta, Lycopodiopsida, Selaginellales, Selaginellaceae.